Podospora pseudocomata is the source of this 1282-nucleotide messenger RNA. RefSeq lists its product as uncharacterized. The transcript is spliced from 2 exons. Lineage: Eukaryota; Fungi; Ascomycota; Sordariomycetes; Sordariales; Podosporaceae. The coding region runs from base 553 to 1248 and encodes 231 amino acids. Gene Ontology annotation, cellular component: nucleolus. Gene Ontology annotation, molecular function: rRNA binding. The record is from RefSeq and is a predicted model, not a curated record.
GGCGGAGGAGAAGAGGAUAAAGGGCGCGGAAUCGGUAAAGGCGUUGACGCUGGUUGCUGCUGUGCAGGCCAGCAGGGUGGCUGCUUGGCUGAUACGCAUCGUGUUGUUGGUGUAGGUGAACAAAUUGGCUUCAACUGGGAGAGAAGUGAGGUGAACUUGGCCCUUCUGUCGUUGUUUUGAAUCGCGAGGGGUGUUCGAUGUUGUAUGGUCAGGAAGGUAUUCAACACAAACGUCGCGGAUGGAGGAAGCUGUCUGCGACAAGUAAGGUAUGCAACUGGCUGGGAUGGAUGAUGCAGCUCGGUCUCUCUCCCGUCGUAUCCACCAAACCCAAGCCAAGACAGGCGCCACCACCAACAGGCCCCCUGCCUGCCACCCGCUGCUGCAAACCAGGCGGUGUGGGGCGGCAAGAAUCCCGAUAACACCAGCCCGCGCCGUUAGCGAAAAGUUACAGGGGAUCAAUAUCGCCAAAAUUACAGCUGCCGGGCCAUCAACUCAACCUUCUCAACAUCCCACCUCCAUCCCGUCACAACCACCCCCCAAUUGCCCCCCAAAAUGGACGGAACCGCCGCCAUGUUCGCCCAACCGGGUAUGUUCAUCCAGCCCCGAGUCCGCAAAACAGCCCCUCCACCCCCCAAGAAGCGCAAAGUCCAGCACGCCGUCGAAGAAGUCACAUUCGACCGUACAGCCCGCGAAGAAUACCUGACCGGGUUCCACAAGCGCAAGCUAGAGCGGAAGAGACACGCGCAGCAAAUCGCCGAGCAAAAGGCCCGGGAAGAAAGAAUUGAGACGAGGAAGCAGAUUAGGGAAGAGCGCAAACAAGCCCUUGAAGAGCACGUCCAGACCAUUCAGCAAAUUCUCCGCGAAGCCGAGGCAGCCGGGACAGGUACAGCAGGCAAAGACGGGGAAGAGGACGAGGAAUGGGGCGGCCUGUCUGACGACGAGGUGGUGGAGGCGCCCAUUGACAUGGAGGAGGAGUACAUUGACGAAGACAAAUACACCACCGUUACCGUCGAGGCUGUUAGUGUGGACCGAGACGGUCUGCACAAACCAAAAGCUGUCUCUUCCGACGACGACGAGGAGUCCAAAACAGAGAAGCUAGAAGACGAAGACAAACAAGCGACCAAGGGCGCGAAGCGUCCCAAAGAGCAAAAGAAAAAAAAGAAGUUUCGAUAUGAAACCAAGUUCGACAGACAGCUCACAGAGAGAAAGCAAAAGGCCAAAAAGAGGAAGGCAAGAGGGGUGGAAUAAUACAGACACGGCAGCAAUAAACAUCUUCAGGGGA